Messenger RNA from Meleagris gallopavo (turkey), 6498 nucleotides. It is a transcript of the gene TRAK2, whose product is annotated as trafficking kinesin protein 2. Gene Ontology annotation, biological process: neurogenesis; vesicle transport along microtubule; mitochondrion distribution. The record is from RefSeq and is a predicted model, not a curated record. Gene Ontology annotation, molecular function: GABA receptor binding; myosin binding. NCBI's taxonomy places the organism in Eukaryota, Metazoa, Chordata, Aves, Galliformes, Phasianidae. Gene Ontology annotation, cellular component: cytoplasmic vesicle; mitochondrion; dendrite.
UGCAAAGAGAGUCUGUGGAUGCUCCAUCCCUGGAGGUUCAAGGCUAAAUUGGGCUCUGGACAGCUUGAACUAAUUGGUGGCAACCCUGCCCAUGGCAGGGUGUUGGAACUGGAUCCAAGCCAUUCAUCAUCAUCAUCAUGAUUUAAGUACACUGUUGUAACUGCCAAAUCAUAUAAAUUCAAGAUAAGUACAGUUCAUGUUUCUCUGAGAAACUGUCCAAAGAGGAGUCAUCAUAUGAGACUUCUUGAGCUGAAUAACUUACAGGAAGAUACGGGGUGGUCCCAGACAGACAUACAGAAACACAAAUCAAGAUCUAGUUACAAUCACAUCCAAAUAACUUGUUAGCUGAAGUUUGCAUCUUAUAAUUGGCUGAAAUUAGGAGUAAGUAUGAUGAUCAUAGUCUUGAAGCAUAAGUAGGGAUUUUUAUCGGUAUCUGUCUCCCUCACUGUAUGAAAACCUUAUGGAAACUUUUUCCUGAAAAGAAUGGUGAAGUUAUGAUUUGAUUCAAUUUGUAGUCAAUAUCUAGGAAAAAAAUAGCAACGCACUACUUACUUCACUUGAACUCCUCCUCCUUUUAUGGCUGCUGUUGCCUAUUAGAAGGUUGAUCCAGUGACUGGGUGACUGACACUUACCUAAUUUCCAGUGAAGUGGAAGAAUGCUUUCUUUGAGACAGAAGAAUACUUUUGUUUCAUCCGUGGUAGCAUAAGAAACCUAGAAUUAGAAAAUGUUUGUCCUUAGAACUACUUUGUAUAUGUGAAUAAAGGGGCAUGGCACUGCAUAACAAGAAUAUUAACCAAAGUGAAGAGUUGUUUGCAGCCUUCACAUGGCAAGUUCUAGGUACAGAUAAUGUGGAGCAGAAAACCUACAGUGAUGCUGAUAUGGUCAGACAUCUGCUAGCUGAGAAAGAUCGGGACCUGGAACUGGCAGCACGAAUUGGACAAGCCCUGCUUAAGCGAAACCAUCUGCUGACGGAACAGAAUGAAGCACUAGAAGAACAGUUAGGACAAACUCUAGAUCAAGUUAACCAGCUCCAGCAUGAACUAUCAAAGAAGGAUGACCUGCUUCGUAUUGUUUCAAUUGCUUCUGAGGAAAGCGAAACAGAUUCUAGCUGUUCCACACCACUUCGUUUCAAUGAGUCUUUCAGUGUGUCACAAGGUCUCUUGCAGCUGGAUAUCUUGCAAGAUAAACUCAGGGAGUUGGAGGAAGAGAACCUUGCUCUCCGAUCGAAGGCCUGCCAUCUGAAGACAGAAACCAUUACGUAUGAAGAGAAGGAACAGCAGUUAGUCAAUGACUGUGUCAGAGAGCUCCGGCAAACAAAUGCUCAAAUUUCCAGAAUAACAGAGGAAUUGUCAGAGAAGAGUGAGGAGCUGGUUCGCUACCAGGAAGAGAUUUCAUCCCUUUUGUCUCAGAUUGUUGAUCUUCAGCAUAAACUCAAAGAACAUGUGAUUGAGAAGGAAGAGCUGAAACUUCACUUACAAGCUUCCAAAGAUGCUCAGAGACAACUGACAGCAGAGUUACAUGAGUUGCAAGAUCGGAAUGCAGAGUGUUUGGGGAUGCUGCAUGAAUCUCAAGAAGAAGUGAAGUUGCUGCGCAGCAGAGCCAGCUCCGUUGCUUGUCUCUGCCACCCUCAGGAUUCCCUUGCAGCAGAAAUUGAAGGGACAAUGCGGAAAGAAUUGAGUCAGGUUGAUGAAUCUCUCCUAUCCAAGCAAAAGAGUCAACAGAAACGAGUAUUUGACACUGUCAGGGUUGCUAAUGUUACUCGUGGCCGCUCUUCUUCUUUUCCUGCUCCAUUACCAAUCCCUGGAUCUAAUAGGUCAAGUGUUGUUAUGACAGCAAAGCCUUUUCAGUCUGGCAUACAGAUGGAAAGCCAUGCACAGAUGAUCCAGAGGAGCAGCUCUGAGAAGAAUUUGAAGGGCAGACAUAAGCCUGGCCAGCCAGGAACUCCUGGAGACAAUGACUUAGUCACAGCUCUGCACAGACUCUCUCUCCGUCACCAGAACUAUCUGAGUGAAAAACAGUUCUUCGAGGAGGAGUGGGAGCGCAAAAUGCAUUUGCUGACUAAGCAGAAGGAAGGGGCUAGUGGUUAUAGUACACCAACAGAAAGUUGUUUUUCCUUGGGUACAAACUCAGAAUUCACCGAUCUCUCUGCCAGCUCCAGUAACCUCCGUGUCCUUCUACCAGAAAAACUGCAAAUUGUCAAGCCCAUCGAAGGAUCUCAGACCCUGUUUCACUGGCAGCAGCUUGCUCGACCCAACCUAGGCACCAUUCUUGACCCAAGACCAGGUGUUGUUACAAAAGGUUUUACCCCUCUGACCGAUGAUUCUGUGCACCGCAUCUCUGACUUGGAGGAGGAUGACGAAGAAGAAGGAGAAGGAGGUAUAACAUUUCAAGUGCAACAAUCCUUCCUGGAGAAGAAGUCUGCAGAGGCAAAACCAGUGUCAGGGAUUUUCCUGUCACCUAUCACUUCAGUAGCAGUACCACUCACUGCCUUGAAUCCUGGCAAGUGUCUGUCUUCAACAAAUUCCACAUUUACUUUUACUACUUGUAGAAUCCUUCACCCGUCUGAUGUCACCCAAGUUACUCCCAGUUCUACAUCUGCCCCAUUUUCACUUGGAAAUAAUGGCAAGAGCUUUGGAAACCAUGUAGUGAGCACUCCAGCCAUCUCUUACAGGCUUAGUAUUGGAGAAUUUCUCACCAACAGAGGAGAUUCAACUACUACCCUCAGCAGUACCAGCAGUCUGGCUCAACUCUUGCAAGAGCGUGGCAUCUCUGCCAAGGUUUAUGAUAGUCCCCUAUUAGAUAAACUGCCUCUGCUACAGCCCCCUCGUACAGUCCCCGUUCCUUCUACUCCACCAAAUUCUCCUUCACGUUCACCUUGUCCUUCCCCUCCACCAUUUGAGUCUCGAGUGCAUCACUCAGAAAAUUUCCUGGCUUCAAGACCAGCGGAAACAUUCUUGCAGGAAAUGUAUGGCCUAAAGCCCUCCCGUAACGCUCCAGAUGUAGGCCAGCUAAAGAUGAACCUGGUGGACAGGCUGAAGAGGCUGGGUAUUGCCAGGGUUGUCAAGCCCCCUGAUACACAGGACCACAAGAAGAAUCAGGGGGCAGAGGUUAGCUUGCGGAGGCCAGACUCGGCUGUGUUUUUAAAUUCAGGUAGCAACUUAAUGGCAGGACUGAGAAGAAACCAGAGUCUUCCAGCCAUGAUUGGAGCAUUAGGAGCCCCAGUCUGCACACAGUCAACAAAAAUGGAUAUCCUAAAAGAGGACUGAUUGCUCUGGACACUGGCUUAGUAAAUAAUUCAAGAGGGAUAAGCAUCCAGUACAGAAAAGGUUAGGUGUGUUACAGAAGAGUUGGAGAAGGCAUGUGCAUGUUAAAAGGGGUGGGGAAAGAAGUGAUAGGGUCAAGGAGAAAAGAACAUUGCUUGGGUCUGGGAAAGAAGGCUUUUGUGGAAGAUAAGAAAAGAAAGAAGAAACCAAAGCUUAGUUUUGAGAUCUCUCCAGCAUCUGUCUUAGCUUAAGUAAAAGUCCCACUGUAGAUGUUUUCAGUAUUUUAACCUUUUAAACUGUACUUGUAGGACUGUCUUGCAGGUGCAGUUCUAUUUUUUCCACCAUAUGACUGUAGUACUUAUAAUUUGCUAGCAGUCAGGCUGUGUCAUUUGAAUAUGAUAUUAAGAUAAUAAUCAGUCUGACCAGCAUCAUUUGUCCAAGUUCUUCUCUGUAGCAAAUACAAAAACUUGGAACUACUUUAAUUUUUGUAUUUUCUAGCUCAGAAACUGCUCUUUUGAAAUCCCCAUGUUGAGAAGCAGAAGUGAGAACCUUUAAUUUGACGUUUGAGCACAAAAAUGAAUGAUAAGGAUUUGUUUUUUUUUGAAAGAGUGCAAUUGUGCUCAAAGAAGUUAAUUUCUUUCUAGAGCUUCAGAAGCAUACAAUGGAAAGUGCAAUGAAUGAGAACUAAGAAGCAUGAAAGUAUGUAUUAGGGUGAAAAUUUCAAGCUAAGAAAUCUUUUUUUUUUUUUUUCACAUACAAAGAAAAAUCUCAGGCACGUUUCAAUAUUGCAAAAGGAAAUAAAUCUAGGUGCUUGAUUCAGAGUUUGUUUUCAUUUGGCAUAAGCAGAGACCAUUUACCUAAAUGCUUGAAAAAUCGGUAAUCUGAAUCUUGACAGCUAGGCAUUCUGUACAUUGGAGACUUUGGCAGCAACAUCAUGCCUUUUGUUCAGAUAUUCCUGAUUUUAGACAGGAUUUUGUUUGAAAGAUUUCAUUAUGAUCAGAAUUUAUCAUUCUGUAUUCAGAAAGUUGAAGAUGAAUGCCAGUGUUCUUUUUAGCAUUUUAUGAAUGCAGAUCAAUUUGGCCUAUGUUGAAAUCAUGUUUGAAUGACGAAAAGUGGCUCUGACCUUGGUUCUGAAUUAACAGUGAGGCAGACUUUUUGUCUUAAAAGAAAACACCACUGGAGAAGUCUGGUUUCAGAGUGACAUUCAGCAAAGUAUUAUUGCCUAUCAUGCUUUUGGAAUUCCUUCCUGACCAAGCUUCUAGUCAUAACUGAAUAAUCUACAAUAGAUUUAAAAUGUAUCUUAAGAAAAAAUAUUUGUCUCCCAUUCCUUGGGGGAAUAGAUCUUUGCCAGUGAUCAGAAUGGAAACAGGUUCUUAAAUCUCUUUGUGAUUUUUUUUUUUUUUUUCCAGUAUACCUAACAUAUUUGAAUGAUUUUAAUGUUUGAUUCCAUAAGUUAGUUAGAGCAGCCAGUGUUUACCUUGGCUGUUAGAGUGUAUGUGGGACAUAGGUGGCAUCUUUCUGGAUGUAUGGUGUGAAGCACUGGCAUAAUUACACUGAUUUACAUUUGACAUAUGGCACAUCCACACCCUUGUUGCUGCAGGAUUGAGUGGAGUAGGGCAGGAAAAGAAAGCUUCUUAAACAGAUUUAUAAUGUGGCCUUUCUGCUUUUACAGCCCUAUGGAUCUCAUGAUGACUGAUAUAGCAGUCUUUUUUUGUAAAAGGAAAAGGACUAACCACUUCAAACUUGCACAGGGACUCUCAGCAGAAACUUGUCUGUCAGCAGCGCACAGAAGUAUUCAGGAACUCCUAGAGUUGCCUUUUGCUCUCUAAGAAUCUUAUGAAAGGUGAAUUUUAUUUGAAAUACUAUAUACGGGUUAAUUUGUUUUUUAAAUGAAAAAUAUUUAAUUCCUUCAUGUAAAUAUUUAUGUUUGUACUUCCUUAACUGUUCACUGGGCCUUACCUAGCUAAAUAAGGUAAGAAUGAAAGAGCUGGGGGGAGAUAUUCUUGCUCUCCAGUGAACUAAGGAAUGAGUUGACAAAAGAUUAGAUAGUUUGGUUUAAACAGGGAAGUAUAUAAUGUGUCAGAAGUCUGUCUGUUUUAUGUACGCUUAUUAUAGGAAUGCAUCUAAGAGACAGAUAAUUUUUUAAAGUAUUUCACUGUGUUUCUAACUAGCUUCAUUAUAUAACUCCAGAUCAUUGCGUGUCUUAUCAGCAGAAAAAGGAAAAUAAAUUAAAUCCAAAUUCCUUUGCAGACCACGUUUCCAUUAAAAGCUAUGUAAUAGCACAUUAAUUAAAUGCAUGUUUCUUUUCAGGACAAUUCCAUUUUCUGUAGCCUAGCAAUAGAGACUGGUUCCGUUCAAACGAUAUGAUAGAUGUUGUGAGGCUUGUUGGUUGCUUUCUGUAGGAUCAUUGGAUACAAGAAGGAAGAUGAUCAAAGAGUUUGAAUACUGUUGUGUUUGUAUUCAUCCAGUUCUUUGAUGCCGUGGUACAGUACUUUUGAAAUUCUGUGAUGCAUUUUGUAUACGUGUGCCUAGCUUGCAGCACCAGGGAAAGUUGCUACAUCUUCCAAGUUUACUUCUUGGUGCCAAAAUCAAGCAGACAAACAUAUGUAUUUCUGAUAACAUACUAAAGUUGCCAUUAUUCUAGGAACUCAUUUGGGUUCCAUUGUCUCUUGCAAGAGAGAAAAUGAACGUGGAUGACUUAGGUAGCUGAGAUCUUGCUCAAGAUCUUUUUGUCCUGCACAAAUGUGAUUUGGUUGAGUGAACUGAUGGAGAAUUGCACUUGUAGAGUGUUCUGCUACCUUGCAAAUUUGAAACAAAAAACAGAUGCUGCAAAGAAAUCCAUGCUGUAUUUGUGAAAGUUCAAGACGCUGGAAAGGAAAAUUUUGUAGUGUCUACAUUUAUUCAGGUUGGCUUAAAUCAAGUACAGGUUUAUAACUUUCUAGUUGUACAGGUGCACAGUUCAAGCUUCACGUGUUUGAUAAACUUGGAGAUACCUGCACACUCAAAAUACCUGUGGUCUGAUGAAGUCAAAAGUCUACUGCUGUCAAAGAGCAUUACAGAGGGAAUGAGGAUAAUAGGUUUGAGCCUCUUUUGGCUGCUACACAAAGGGAUUACAGACAAUGUUUGAACGGUCUGGGAAUGUUUGUUUUUUUCCAUCUGCUUUUUGCACCUACUGUUGUUUCAUGGUGGAAUGUAAAUUUCAUAAUAAACAUGUAUAACAUGUCCUUUUUCAGUA